AUGAGGCCCCAGGUCACCCUCGACGAGAUUCUCGCCUUGUCGAGCGACGUCCUUCCGCUGCAAACGACCGGCAUGGUGAACCCCUUCCCGCCUCCCGAGCCCGGCGUGGGAUAUACCCGUAUCUGCCUUGCUCCCAACCCCGAGGACGACGAGGCGGCCGCUGGGAAUGCUGAGGGCGACUCGGCGCGUGUUGCCGACGAUGCCAAGGCUUAG
This is a messenger RNA of Vanrija pseudolonga, 213 nucleotides long. RefSeq lists its product as uncharacterized. The transcript is spliced from 2 exons. The record is from RefSeq and is a predicted model, not a curated record. NCBI's taxonomy places the organism in Eukaryota, Fungi, Basidiomycota, Tremellomycetes, Trichosporonales, Trichosporonaceae. Bases 1 to 213 code for a protein of 70 amino acids.